This is a messenger RNA of Babjeviella inositovora NRRL Y-12698, 1963 nucleotides long. It is a transcript of the gene KRS1, whose product is annotated as lysine--tRNA ligase. Gene Ontology annotation, cellular component: cytosol; cytoplasm. Lineage: Eukaryota; Fungi; Ascomycota; Pichiomycetes; Serinales. Gene Ontology annotation, molecular function: ATP binding; lysine-tRNA ligase activity; tRNA binding. Bases 65 to 1828 code for a protein of 587 amino acids. The record is from RefSeq and is a predicted model, not a curated record. Gene Ontology annotation, biological process: lysyl-tRNA aminoacylation. The transcript has a single exon.
UUUUCACCUACAUAAAAAACCUCUAGCCGCGUCUUGACACUCUUCCCUAUCCCCAAUCAUCAACAUGUCUACCGCCGAAGUGAAUCAGGUUGCUGACGAAGUCGCCAAGUUGUACUUGGACGAUACUACCGGUGAAAUGGUCUCCAAGACCGAAUUGAAGAAGAGAACGAAGGCCCGUAUCAACGAGGCCAAGAAGGCCGAGAAGGCGGCCAAGGCUGCUCUCACCGCGCCAAAGGUCACCAAGAAGAAGGACGAAAUGGCUGACUUGUCUCCAAACCAAUACUUUGAGAUCAGAUCCCGCCAGAUCGACCAGUUAAGAAGCAACAAGCACGCCGGUAUCAACCCAUACCCACACAAGUUCAAUGUCAGCUUGUCUGUGCCAGCGUUUGCCAAGGCCUACGCACACUUGGGCAGAGGUGAAACCCUCCCAGACGUCACUGUCAGCGUUGCUGGUAGAAUCAUGACCAAGAGAGAAGCUGGUUCCAAGUUGAAGUUCUACGUCUUGAAGUCCGACGGUGUGCAGGUCCAGAUCAUGGCCCAAGCCCAGGACGUUACCGAUGGGACCUACGAGCAGCAGCACGAGUUGUUGAGAAGAGGUGACAUCAUUGGUAUCACUGGUUACCCAGGUAAGACCCAGCCAGCGAAGGGUGGUGAGGGUGAAUUGUCGAUUUUCGCCACCACUGUCCAGCUCUUGACGCCAUGUUUGCACAUGUUGCCAACCGAGCACUAUGGAUUCAAGGAUCAAGAAGCCAGAUACCGUAAACGUUACUUGGACUUGAUCAUGAACGACCAGACCAGAUCCAAGUUCAUCACCAGAUCCAAGAUCAUCACCUACAUCAGAAAGUUCUUUGACAGCAGAGACUUUAUCGAGGUUGAGACCCCAAUGAUGAACGCCAUCGCCGGUGGUGCUACUGCCAAGCCUUUCAUUACCCACCACAACGACCUCAACUUGGACAUGUUCAUGAGAAUCGCCCCAGAAUUGUUCCUUAAGGAGUUGGUUGUCGGUGGUAUGGACAGAGUCUAUGAAAUCGGUAGACAGUUCAGAAAUGAGGGUAUUGACAUGACCCACAACCCAGAGUUUACCACCUGUGAAUUCUACCAGGCCUACGCCGAUGUCUACGACUUGAUGGAUAUGACCGAGUUGUUGUUCUCCGAAAUGGUCAAGGAAGUCACCGGUGACUACAAGGUCACCUACCAUGCGGACGGCCCAGAAAAGCCUGCCAUGGAGUUAGACUUCUCGCGUCCAUGGAAGAGAGUUGACAUGAUCGAAGAAUUGGAGAAGAUCUUGGAUGUCAAGUUCCCACCUGGUGACCAGUUGCACACCCUGGAAACCAACGUCUUCUUGAAGAACAUUCUCAUCAAGAACAAGUUGGACUGCUCUCCGCCAUUGACUAACGCCAGAAUGUUGGAUAAGCUUGUCGGUGAGUACUUGGAAAGUGCUUGUAUCAACCCAACCUUCAUCUUCGGUCACCCACAGAUGAUGUCUCCAUUGGCCAAGUACCACAGAGAUAUUCCAGGUUUGUGUGAAAGAUUCGAGGUCUUUGUUGGCACCAAGGAAAUCUGUAACGCCUACACUGAGUUGAACGAUCCAUUUGACCAGAGAGAGAGAUUCGAGGAGCAGGCCAAGCAGAAGGAUGCUGGUGACGACGAGGCCCAGAUGAUUGAUGAGACCUUCUGUAACGCUUUGGAAUACGGUUUGCCACCCACCGGUGGGUGGGGUUGUGGUAUCGACAGAUUGGCCAUGUUCAUGACCAACUCUAACACCAUCAGAGAAGUUUUGUUAUUCCCAACCUUGAAGCCAGAUGAAACCAGAAAGGACCAAUUAUAAAUGGCUGGUCCUCAUUUUUGUUAGCCAUACAUAUAAAUCUUUAAAUUAUUUACUAUUAGCGAUACAUUUGGUAUUGCCAGGAGUAGCUUUAAAUUGUAAUGAGGUCCACUGCUAUAUAUUAGUCUUCGCCGUACC